Molecule: messenger RNA, 789 nt
Organism: Condylostylus longicornis
Lineage: Eukaryota; Metazoa; Arthropoda; Insecta; Diptera; Dolichopodidae
Product: trypsin alpha-3-like
Exons: 3
Coding region: 1-789 (262 amino acids)
Biological process (GO): proteolysis
Molecular function (GO): serine-type endopeptidase activity
Source: RefSeq, a predicted model, not a curated record
AUGUUGUUUCGUAUAUUCCUUAUAAUUUUCACUGUUAUAUUGGCAUUUUUCUUAAAUGUUAAAGCUCAAGAAUCUACCAAUUCUUCAAUAGCUUUGGAGCCUCGUAUAGUUGGUGGUGUACCACAAAAAAUUAAAGACCGAAGAUUCCAAGUUGCUGUUGUUGUACCAGAUUUUAUUUGUGGCGGUACAAUCCUUAAUAUGAAAUGGAUUUUGACAGCAGUUCAAUGUAUUCUUGAUGCAACUUAUGACAAAACAUAUGUACGUGCUGGUUCUAAUAAUUGGAAUUAUGGUGGCGUUGUGAAAUGGGCAAGAAGGAUUAUUCCUCAUCCUGAUUAUUUUCAGAAGACACGUGACAGUGAUAUUGCUUUGAUACUUUUACGGGAUCCUCUUCCAGAAAGUAACUAUAUAAGUGGUAUUGCACUGGCUGACCAUCUGCCAGCUGAAGGUACAAGAUUGAAAAUGUCAGGCUAUGGUACGAUUUAUCAAGGAGCUGAUCGAGCGCCUUAUUUACUAAGUGUUUAUGUGAAUAUGCUUUCAAAAUUAACAUGUGAAGAUCAUUAUAGAGGUACAGGUUAUGUAAUAACAGAUACCAUGUUUUGUGCUAAAGGGCCUAAUGGUGGAAAAGCUUUUUGUUAUGGCGAUAUAGGUGGUCCGUUAACUUACAAUGGGCGUUUGCUAGGAGUUAUUUCAUGGAGUAUUGGUUGCGUCGGUGAUACAUAUCCUAAUGUUUUCACCAGUGUGCCAAUGUUUAAAGGAUGGAUUGAUGAUAUGAUGAGAAAAUAUUCUUAA